CUGUAUUUGACACGUGGAAAAUACACGCGGAGAAUUCAAGGCUCUCCGGCUAUAAAACCCCCCCUCCACCCCUAUCAUUACCUUCUCUGGUCUCUGCUUUGUUUGCAUCGCCUGUAACUCUAUUCAACUCUUAUUCUCCAUAUAUCAAUCGCUCAGCCACCACAAAUUCACAUACAUAUCUGAUCAUCUCGCAGUUUUCUUGUAUGUUUUUCGAUCUGAACGAUGACACAAUGAUUUUCAUGGGUAUUCGUAUUGUCCACUCCUUCUCCGUUGUGUAUCUCUACUUGCUCUACGUUUUUUCAUGAAUUGCCCUCACUUUGUACCUUGAUUAUACUGUUUUUUUCUCGAUUUCAAUCUCGUAAAAUCUAAAUUGACCUAAACUAUUCAAUUCUACCCGAAAUUUACCCGAGAAAAUACAAGGAUCCGAAAUAGAAUUACGAAUUAAGUUAGAUAUGGCGUCUCCACAAACGCAAAUUAGUUCAGGAUCUGAUGGAGAUCUUCGAUAUGCGAAGUUUGAUGAGAGGAAGAGGAAGAGGAUGAUAUCCAACAGGGAAUCGGCGAGGAGGUCGAGGAUGAAGAAGCAGCAGCGUGUCGAUGAGUUGUUUGGUGAAGUCAACCAGCUGCAGAACCAGAACAAGGUUGUUAUGCACAAGAUUAAUGAAGCUACGGAUAAGUUUGUUGCUGUUGCCACAGAGAAUAAUGUUUUGAGAGCUCAGAUGUCGGAGUUGGCUGAUAGGUUGUACGCGCUCAACUCGGUUUUGAGUAUUGUGGAGGAGGUGAGCGGUCUUGCGAUGGAUAUUCCUCAGAUACCGGAUACGUUGAUGGAGCCGUGGCAGAUACCGGAUGCUUUGAUGGAGCCGUGGCAGCAGCCAAUUAUGGCAUCUGUGGAUAUGUUCAAUUGUUGAAUGCUGGUGCUGGAUUGUUGGAUCUGUAUGGUUCGGUUGUAAACCUAUUUAUGUCUAUUGUUUUGUUUUCUAUAUAUUGUUGGGGAACGGUGAGCUUAGAUGUGUUAUAGACUUGUAGUAUGGGAGUUUAUGGAUUCUAAUUGAACAUGUAUUGAGGAUAUUGGUUUGGAUUUCUAUCUGUUGGGAAAUGUUGAACUUAGAUUGUGUUAUAUAAAGUUAGUUUUAUGAA
Molecule: messenger RNA, 1134 nt
Organism: Daucus carota subsp. sativus
Lineage: Eukaryota; Viridiplantae; Streptophyta; Magnoliopsida; Apiales; Apiaceae
Product: bZIP transcription factor 53
Exons: 2
Coding region: 453-905 (150 amino acids)
Biological process (GO): positive regulation of DNA-templated transcription
Cellular component (GO): nucleus
Molecular function (GO): transcription cis-regulatory region binding; DNA-binding transcription factor activity
Source: RefSeq, a predicted model, not a curated record